This is a messenger RNA of Cotesia glomerata, 583 nucleotides long. It is a transcript of the gene galla-1, whose product is annotated as MIP18 family protein galla-1. The transcript has 4 exons. The record is from RefSeq and is a predicted model, not a curated record. Bases 23 to 544 code for a protein of 173 amino acids. NCBI's taxonomy places the organism in Eukaryota, Metazoa, Arthropoda, Insecta, Hymenoptera, Braconidae.
GUUUUGUAUCGCAAUUGCAAGUAUGUUAUCUUGGAUACGCAAAUUAUCUAUUGGCACUAAAAUAAAAGAUGGUUUGUUGCCUGAUGGAGAUAUGGGGACUGCACAAGAUCUUGUUAAUAAAAAAAAUCCAAGUGAGGUUACCGAAAAAGACAUUACUGAGUUGAAAGAAACUGUCUACGAUUUGUUGAGGACAAUAAAAGAUCCAGAAAAACCGCAAACUUUGGAGCAAUUAGAAGUUGUUUAUGAAGAUGGAGUUAUCAUUUGCCCGUCAACCCCCAACGGGACCUUUGUCAUCCGCGUUGAAUUCAAUCCCACUGUGCCACAUUGCUCUCUAGCCACGCUGAUAGGAUUGUGUAUUAGGAUUAAAUUAGAGCGCUCAUUAAUCGAGUCUUUUAAAUUAGAUAUUUAUAUUAAAGAAGGCGCUCACUCUACUGAGGAAGAAAUUAAUAAACAAAUUAAUGAUAAAGAGCGCAUCGCAGCUGCUAUGGAAAAUCCGAAUCUUCGGGAGUUGGUGGAAAAGUGUAUAAAAGAAGACGAUGAAUAAUUUAGUUUAAGUAGUUAAAUUAUUUAAAGAAUUUUACGU